Molecule: messenger RNA, 4982 nt
Organism: Sphaeramia orbicularis (orbiculate cardinalfish)
Lineage: Eukaryota; Metazoa; Chordata; Actinopteri; Kurtiformes; Apogonidae
Gene: gc2
Product: guanylyl cyclase 2
Exons: 24
Coding region: 291-3728 (1145 amino acids)
Biological process (GO): protein phosphorylation; intracellular signal transduction; cGMP biosynthetic process
Cellular component (GO): plasma membrane
Molecular function (GO): protein kinase activity; guanylate cyclase activity; adenylate cyclase activity
Source: RefSeq, a predicted model, not a curated record
UGUCUCACAUACAGUCACACACACAAAGGCUGCAACAUCUUCAGCAGACACACCAGCUAAGAUACAUGCACAUAGUAUACGGAAACAGGGAUACAGUGGUACCAGAUAGGCAACUUCAGGCCUUUCGAAUCUAAACAGAAGGCAAUGCAACUGAAAAUUGCUGUGGGCUUCAGUACAGAAGAUUUUGCCUUCAGGGACACAAGACAUGUCCAUCUCAUCAAUGCAUGGAAAACAACACCAGACCAUCUUUGUCCAUGAUUUUGUGAACGCUGAAGGUGGUUGACUUUGAGAUGCAACACUGCCAAGCCUUUUUAUCUUUUCCACAAAAAUGGAGGCAGACACCCGACAAAAGUCCAGAUCCAUCAGCCUCUCCACCAUCUCUUCAUCAUCACUUUUCUUUCCCUCCUCCUGCAUCACUCCAUCUCUCUCCUCCACCCCAUCCAUCCCUCCAUGGCCUCUUUAGGUUCCUUGUGGUUCUCUUUGCCUCCAUUUGCUUUCAUGCCUGUUCAGUUGAGGGAGGGUGGUUCCGGGUUGGGGUCUUAGGACCCUGGGGGUGUGAUCCGAUUUUUGCGAAGGCUCUUCCCAGUGUUGCAGCACAGCUCGCUGUCAACCGGAUCAACAAGGACCCCUCACUGUCCUUCGCCCAUACGUUUGAAUACAUCGUGUUGCAGGAGCCAUGUGAGACAUCAAGAGCACUGGAGGCAUUUGUGGGUUUUCACACCAAGGCCUCUGCAUAUAUUGGGCCAUCCAACCCAGGAUACUGUGACUCUGCUUCAAUGCUGACCAAAGGAUGGAACAAAGCAUUGUUUCCUUGGGGUUGUGUUGGCUAUGAGAUGGACAAUGUUCGGAGCCACCCGACCUUUGCCCGCUCCAUGCCAAGACCUACCUGGGUGCUGCUCAACAUGAUGAAGUACUUCAAGUGGGCUCAGGUUGCUAUUAUUUCAUCCUCAGAAGACAUCUGGGUGGAGACAGCCACAAAGGUGGCUGACUCUCUGAGGAGCCACGGUCUGCCGGUCAGACUGGUCAUCUUUAUGGAGAACACACCUCAUGGCAUCAGACGAACUCUGGCCAAAGUUCGCAAGAGAAGAGAACUGCGAGUUGUGAUCCUGUGCAUGCACUCGGCCCUGAUUGGUGGUGAAGCUCAGAAGCUGCUCUUGGAGACAGCAUACGACAUGCAGAUGAUUGAUGGCUCCCUGGUCUUCGUGCCCUAUGACACAUUGCUUUACAGCCUGCCCUACCGCAACGUCACCUACCCAGCUCUAAAGAACAACAGCAAACUGCUGCGGGCCUACGAUGCCGUGCUGACCAUUACCAUUGACUCACCCCAAGUGUCAUUCUAUGAGGCCUUCAGAGAGGCCAUGGACAGAAGGGAGGUGGCAAGGACCGUGAAGCCACAUCAGGUGUCUCCUCUCUUUGGCACCAUCUACAGCUCUAUUGUGUUCACGGCUCAUGCGGUACACAGACUUCGAAAAUCAGGGGAGUGGAUGUCUGGGGGAAACCUGGCACAACACACGCGCAACCUGGCCUUCCAGGGUUUCAGUCACCCCAUUAAAACUAACAGUUCUGGAGCAGCUCUGCUGAACUACCUCAUACUGGACACAAACGGACUCUCCUGGGAGCUGAAGCCAACAUACAGGAUUGACAUGGAAAACCAUAUGGUGCACUUCCUGGGCCGAGAAAUCCACUUCCCUCGUGGUUAUGGACCGAGAAAGGACUCGCUCUGCUGGUUUACUCCCGGAGUCCUCUGCUCAGGGGGUGUGGAUCUGUUCUUCACCAUCAGUAUGUUCCUGGGGGCCAUUACUUCUUGUGCUUUUCUUGGGACACUGAUUUACUUCAUCAGGCGACGUGUUGCCAAAAUCCGAAUGAUCAAGGGUCCAAAUAAGAUCCUGUUAACUCUGGAAGAUGUUACAUUCAUAAAUCCUUCACUUAGCAACAAGAAACUAAGUUUGGAUGACAGUAGGGCCAGUGGCAUGAGGAGCAUCUCAGACCACAGUGUCACCUCGCCAGUUUCCACCCAAUCCCCGGCCACCUACGAAAACACCAACGUGGUCAUUUUUGAGGGUGACUGGGCAUGGCUGAAGAGACUUCCUCAUGGGACAUUUAGCAGUAUAAACCCAAAAACCAGUGAUGUGUUUGAACUGAUGAAGGACAUGCGCCAUGAGAACGUCAACCCCUUCCUUGGUUUCUUUCACGACUGUGGUGUGUUCGCCAUCAUGACAGAGUUCUGCUCCAGAGGCAGCCUAGAGGACCUGCUGCUGAACGACGACGUCAAACUGGACUGGAUGUUUAAGUCGUCUCUGCUCCUGGACUUGAUAAAGGGUAUGAAGUAUCUUCACCACCGUGGAGUGUGCCACAGUCGUCUGAAGUCCCGUAACUGUGUAGUGGAUGGCCGCUUUGUCCUGAAAGUCACCGACUAUGGCUACAGUGAGGUUGUGGAGGCACAGCGGUUCCCCUACAUUGAGCCGCCUCCUGAAGAGUUGCUGUGGACUGCUCCAGAGAUCCUGAGAACUGGUCAGGGGGGUUUUCAUGGGACUCUCCCUGGCGAUGUGUACAGCUUUGCCAUCAUCAUGCAAGAAGUUGUGAUCAGAGGGCCUCCGUUCUGCAUGUUAGACUUGCCAGCUACAGAGUUAAUUGAGAAGUUGUGCCGACCUCCUCCUCUGUGCCGUCCAGUGGUCAGUCCAGACUACGCACCACUAGAGUGUAUCCAGCUGAUGAAACAGUGCUGGAACGAACAGCCGGACAAGAGACCCACAUUUGAGGAUGUUUUCGACCAGUUUAAAAACAUUAACAAGGGCAAAAAGACCAACAUCAUAGACUCCAUGCUGAGGAUGCUGGAGCAGUAUUCCUCCAACCUGGAGGAGUUGAUCAGGGAACGAACUGAGGAGUUAGAGAUCGAGAAGCAGAAGACAGAGAAGCUGCUAACACAGAUGCUGCCCCCAUCUGUGGCUGAGGCUUUGAAAGUAGGUGGAACUGUUGUUCCCGAACAUUUCGAAAGUGCGUCACUCUAUUUCAGCGAUAUUGUCGGUUUCACCACCAUCUCAGCCAACAGUGAGCCCAUUGAGGUUGUCGACCUCCUCAAUGACCUCUACACAGUCUUUGACGCCAUCAUAGGAAACCAUGAUGUCUACAAGGUUGAGACAAUCGGUGAUGCUUACAUGGUGUCGUCAGGAGUUCCUGUCCUGAAUGAUAAUCGUCAUGCUGCAGAAAUAGCUAAUAUGGCUCUUGACAUCCUAAGUGCAGUGGGAACCUUUAAAAUGAGACAUAUGCCUGAUGUUCCUGUCAGGAUACGUAUAGGACUGCACACAGGUCCAGUUGUGGCAGGUGUGGUGGGUCUUACCAUGCCUCGUUACUGUCUGUUUGGAGACACGGUGACCACUGCCUCUCGUAUGGAGUCCAGUGGAUUGCCUUACAGGAUUCAUGUCCACCAGAGCACAGUCAAAAUUCUGCGAGAGCUGAACCUGGGCUAUAAAGUCGAGUUGAGAGGCAGAACAGAAGUCAGGGGGAAAGGAAUUGAGGAGACCUACUGGCUUGUAGGGAGAGAUGGGUUUACCAAACCUCUGCCUGUCCCUCCAGAGCCUGGCAGUCGCAUCAGCAUCUCCCCGAACCCAUCGAAGGACAUGAAGCAGGUUUUUCACAAGGCGGUAAAGAAAAUCUCUCAUGUUCGUGUUGUGACUCAGCUCUACACACAUGAUGACGAAGACAACGUCAUGAUGUCGCACCACCACUGACUGCACUCAGAAUGUGACGUUUGGUGAGGAUCGGGCAGUGAUUUACUGAACGUGGCAGUGACGUUAGAACCCCAAUGGAAAAUGGAAUGAGAGGGGGGGGGUCUCCAUAAAUCCCACACCUCUCUGCUAGUGAUCAUCCCCUGAGAAAUGUUAACAGGAAGAUGGGUCUAGUGAAAGUUUAGUUCAGAUUAAUAGCAGACAUUUUGUGUGUUUGAGUUUGUGUAUUAACGGCUUGAGCUGAGAAGAUGAUGACCUGUGUGGCGACUAUGAAUAGAGACUGUGAAGUGGUGACUCAGCAAAGCGGGGAUCUACAGAAACCUCCCAUCAGCAGCAGUGGAGUGCAGCUAAUCUUUCCUUCAUUUCCUCCUCCUUCACUCCUCUCCUCACUCAAGAAAGGGCAGGAGAAGAGAAAUUAGAGAAAUUAUCGAUAUGGACAUUUGAAUAAACCACUUUUCAGUUGUACAUGCUCAAGUAAAAGCUUUACAUAGGGAAAAAAGGAUACAUGAUUCACUUGGAACCUGAAUUUCAUAUAGGCCAAUAAAGCAAAUAUAUCAAUGGGCCAUCCUACUGAAGUGGUGCAAACUACUGUUCAAGAAUUAAAUGCUUAAAGCACUUACGUAUGCAAAUCUGAGAUGUUUACAUAGAUUCUUCUGUUAUUUAUUAAAACACAUAAAAAUGUAUGAGACUGCUGUAAGCUUACUGUUCAAGUAUUUUAUGCAUGUACAACUACAGCUAAUCAUCUAAAACCUCAGGGAAACAACAACGAGGACAAUGCAAGUUUUGUAUCCUUAAAUGCUUUUUAACUUAGUUAUUUUCGGGUAUUGAGGUGCAGCAGUUUUCACCAAUUUGGUAGACUGGCCAAAAAAAUAAGUGCUUGUCUGCUGUUUUUAUAUUUGUCUGUAUAUUUGUCUAUUUAUUAUCUGUAAAGCAUUAACCUUUAAAAAUUAAGUAAAGGCUAGUCCUUCAAGGCUUGAUUUCUGGUGUGAUUGUUAUUUUCUGUCCCUCAGCUGUUUUACUGUCAUAUCUUGAGUUAAUGUUGGUGUUUAUGUAAAUACUACUUUAUGUCUGUUUUGUCAACUGCAGCAGGCUAUUAUUUCAACUGCAGAGUGUUUCAUUUUGUGCUCAGAGCUGAAUAUUACACUGUUUGUAGGUAAAAUUAUAACUUACCCACACUGUAGCCUGUACUUUCCAAUAGCCAUCCACUAUUUUUUGUAAGCUGAAAAACGUGGAAUAAAUCUUGGUGUUGAAAUUUAA